CCUAUUGUAAAAGGGCACCGAAUUAGGCCUGCAACCAGAGAAAGAGAAAGAGAGAGAGGAGAGAGAGAGAGAGAGAAAGAGAGAGAGAGAGUAUCAACAAUUGGAAAGUUUUGCUGAGCAUAGUUAAAUGCAGUUAUAACAUAAAAGGAACAGAUACUUGAAUUAAUUGCUAUAUAAUUAUAUAUAUAUAUAUUUCAUGUAUAUAUUAGAGUACUCGUGUGCCAGAAAUACGGUAUAAAAUUAACCUCAAAUAAAAAUAUAGAAUAAUUACUGCUUUUUGAAUAUAGUCUUACACAAAAAUGAAUACACGAAUAUUAACAAAAAUAUUAAGAAAUGCCGCGAUUGGUAGAAGAAAACUCCAUAUAACAAAUUUAUCGAAUUUUUAUGAACGAGAUCCAAAAGCAGGUUGUAAAAUUAUAUAUGAUAGACCACCAGUAGAACAGGAUCUAAAUGUUUUUCAAAGAAUACACGAGGGAUAUCGACAGUUCAAAGAGGAGUUCGGUAUUUUUAUGAAGGAAGUGAAAGAACAUUUUCAAAUGGACCCAAUAUUAUUGUACAGACCAAAUGAAGUUGAUGUUGUAUGGCGAUUCAAAGAUGAUCCCAAAUCACUGGAUAAAUGGAUUCUUACUUGUGACAGCGAUUAUGAACAAGGUUUUUCAACAGCCAAAUUGGAAAUAUCUUCUACUGGCACUGGUGUAUUUUCUGGUAUAUUGAGCUCUCGCUUGCCUAAAGAUGGCAAAAUAAAAUAUGCUGGUUACUGCAAUAUUACCACAACACCUAAAUACAAGUCUUUUAAACGUGAAAUUCGUCACGACUGGACACCAUACACUCAUCUCAUCUUUCGUGUUAGAGGAGAUGGAAGAAAUUAUGUAAUAAAUCUCAACACUUCUGGCAUGUUUGACUUGAGUUGGAAUGACAUGUAUCAAUAUGUACUCUAUACCAGAGGUGGACCCUAUUGGCAAUAUAUCAAGAUUCCAUUCUCCAAGUUUGUGUUUACAAGUAAAGGCAGAGUGCAAGACCGACAGGUCCCGAUCGAAUUGCACGAGAUAAAAAAUCUUGGUAUUACAUUAGCGGAUGAUAUUCCCGGCCAUUUUAGAUUGGAAAUAGAUUAUAUAGGUUUAGAGUGUGAUAACUACAACGAAGAAGAAACUGCUUAUGAAGGCUAUGAUCAAACAGGAAUUAGGUUUUAAUUUAUAUGGUAAAAAGAUCGUAUAAUAUAUAUGAUAAUGAUGAUGUAAAAAUGUGAUGUUAUCUCUUGUAUAGUACAGUAGUAUAAGAAGAGAUAUUGUAACAUGUAAAUAAUAAAUUUAUACUUAAAAGACUUUAAA
Messenger RNA from Odontomachus brunneus, 1328 nucleotides. RefSeq names its product complex I intermediate-associated protein 30, mitochondrial (gene CIA30). NCBI's taxonomy places the organism in Eukaryota, Metazoa, Arthropoda, Insecta, Hymenoptera, Formicidae. Gene Ontology annotation, biological process: mitochondrial respiratory chain complex I assembly; mitochondrial electron transport, NADH to ubiquinone. Gene Ontology annotation, cellular component: mitochondrion. The record is from RefSeq and is a predicted model, not a curated record. The transcript has 2 exons. The coding region runs from base 300 to 1190 and encodes 296 amino acids.